This is a messenger RNA of Dovyalis caffra, 186 nucleotides long. The record is from the annotation of a GenBank genome assembly. Lineage: Eukaryota; Viridiplantae; Streptophyta; Magnoliopsida; Malpighiales; Salicaceae.
GGAGUUGUCGAUGGAUUUUGGAAACUCGGCCGAGUUCGAGAUCUAAAGAGUAAGGUUCGAGCGGUGAUGAACUUCAACAUGCAAAACCCGAACGCUAAGAACAUUCAAAUGCUACCCGGAAAAUUUUAUGGGGAAAAAUCCAAAAGUGCUAAUUGUACUUCCAACCCGCAGACUAAAGUUAAAUGA